UGGCCACCCACUGCCAAGGGCAUUACUGUAAAUAUAAGCAAAGCUCUCAUCUCUCUCUCUCUAGAAAGCUAGAGAGAGAGAGAGAGAGAGAGAGAGAGAGAGAGAGAGGGCAAGAUAGAGGGGAGGGUGCGCAGGAAGCUGAUGAGGCUCCUGUCAUUCGUGCCCUGCGGCUGCCGUGCUGGACCCAUCGACGACGCGCCGCCCGCCGCGCUGCCGGGCGCCGGCGCCGGCGACGGAGGCGCCGCGGCCAGGAGGCGGCGGAGGAGGGCCAGGUCCCUCGGCGGCUCGCCGCAGUGGCGCCCCUCGCUCGGCGACAUCUACGAGGAGUACAGCACCGCCGCCGCCGCCGCCGACGCUGCCGCCGCCAAGGGCCGCGCCGGCCGCUCCGCCGCCGCCUGCAGAGCCGGCAGGCCCGCCGCCCGCGACGCCGCCAGGGUUCUUCCCCGCGCACACAGCGAUGAACACAGGCACAUCGAGAUGGCGGUGUCCAUGCCGGCGUUUGCGGCGCCGGCGGCGUUCCUCUUCUGAACGUGGCGGCGUCGGGCGGCGGCGGCCGGCGAUGAUGACGAAAAGUGGCAGGGCGAACUGGAAUAUCAAGCAUAUAUACAGAUUAUUAUUCUCUACUUAUUGCAGAACUAAGGAUUUAUACACAUGAAUUAAUCCAGGAAAUCAAAUAACAUUGUUCCGCUAGCUUAACUUGUAUAUAUAUAUGUACAUGUGAUGUGUAUUAUGUGUGUUGAUAGAUCGAUAUAUAUUUGUGUCUGUUCCGUUGUAAGUAGUAGCGUAAACAUGCAUGCGGCAUGCAUGCAUAUAUGAUAUUUGAGAAAUUUUACGGUACUUGAGUAGAUAUCAAAAUUUUAAUGUAAAAUU
This is a messenger RNA of Oryza brachyantha (malo sina), 870 nucleotides long. RefSeq lists its product as uncharacterized. The coding region runs from base 142 to 528 and encodes 128 amino acids. Lineage: Eukaryota; Viridiplantae; Streptophyta; Magnoliopsida; Poales; Poaceae. The transcript has 2 exons. The record is from RefSeq and is a predicted model, not a curated record.